AGGUGUCGCCCUUCCCAUCGGCAGUUUGUUUCUUGCCUCUUUGUAUAUCCAUCUGGAUCGUUUAGCGACAGACAUGUAUGUCUCCAAUGGGUAUAUGAAAGUGGAUUCGUACGUCCACGUCGCCUUCCUCCAAGCAUGGUUGUGGGAGCAUUUCAAAAAUUAUGCUCCCAACCCGGGAACCUCAUUUCCUGACACGUAUGGCGGCUCCAAGAUACUUCAUUAGUUAGAUAGGCGUCCAAGGCCUGGCGCAAAGCUCAUUGAUUUUCUUGACAGCUCGCAUGCAGUUAACUUUCGUCCUUGGGCUCCGGCCCACGCCUCCAUAGUUCAACCAGACACUUUUGCUUCCGCACCGAACGUGAUAUUGCAUUCUGCUAGCGAAAAUAUGAGUAUUGGAGAAACUGUGUUCUUGCGAAGCUACAUACCCGGGCAUGUGCCAUCUCUUUUCAGAGGGUCUUGUGGAGUAGUCCCUUACAACAUUGACAGGUAUGCUCGACAUAUGGGCUUCGAUCAGGGAGUCCCAUUCCGUCGCCCAUCGAAAGCUCCAGAUGAAUUGCUACCCGCCAUUCUUGAUUACAGUGUCUUUGCACCGGAUAAAAGCCUUCCCUUCUUGCUCCCAGAACGAAAACCUGUGACGACUCCAAAAUAUAAUAUCUUCUGGCAAGAUGAGUUUAUCUCCAUUCAUCAGUUUGUGCAGGAUGUUGUGACAAAUCUACGUGGUAAACCUUCCUCCGCGGUUCUAGCGAAGCAUAAAUUGCUGAAAGAUCUUUCUUCGGGCAAGCGAAAAUCGUCUAGCUUGGAUGCAGAUAGUCCCCAGAAAAAUGAGCAAAGGUCGAAAAAUCGUGUAGGUGGCUUCCAAUCGGAUUCGACGGCUCUUGUGACUUUCAGUUCUUUCAACACGCAGGUCUUGGCAACUCAAAUAUCUUGCCAUACUUUCCCGUGGCCAAAAGACAGUGCCUCUUGAGGGAGGAAGUGACAAGACUGAAUCUCUUGAAGAAGAAUCCGAAGAGGAAGAAAGUUUGAGAUCCGGUGAUGAGAGGAGCACUUCUGAAUACAACAACGAGCCUUCUUCCAAUGGGCCCAUAAAUGAGUCGGCGAGUUUUCACACGCUUUUCCUUUUGGAUUUAUUUAAUUAUAUGGAGCAAAUAUUCAAUUGGUGAUAUCCCAGGAAAAAGCCGCUUCUGAAAGUAACCCUGAGAUGGAGAUUCAUGACAAUGGAGAUAUAACUGUGUCUCCAAUCAUGGAAACCGUACCCGCUGGUAAUCUGGAGAUGGAGAUUGAUCGCCGUGAAGAUGCUGAUGUGUCCCUAAUGGCGGAAAAUGUUGUUGUGACGACGGGCGUGAUUGUUCCCAAAGAAUCAUUGCUAGUUGCACAUCCAGCAGCAGGUGUUGUUUUCGAUCCCCCGUUUGAGGCUCCUUUUUAGGGUCACGUGUUGAUUGGAGGAUUCAGUGUGCCAAUAAAAUACGCGGAGAUGUAUACCAAAAUAUGGGAAAGGUACGGACAUAUCGUAAUAACUAAAAGGAUCACCAGCCGAUUUGCGUUGAUUAAGCGUGUAGAAGAAGCCUUAUCCUCAACUCAUAACAUGUGCAAUGUAACAGGCCACACUAUUUCGGGAGAUGUAGUUUCGAGCUGGAAGUUUCACCGGGAUGUAUGUGUAGACUUUGAGUUUAACGUCUCCUGGUUCUGUGAUGGUUUUUCCGAGAACCAAAAGUUACAGGAUGAAGCGAUCGAAGGUCCCUCUGUGGAUGUGAUCAACCAACAUGAAGCAGAAGUCGAAAGGUUGUCACAUGAGUUGAAGCUGAAAUAUUCGGCUCUUCAAAGCGCGAAUGAUGCUUUCUAUGAGAAAUACAAACCAUUGCUGAAUGAUUUCCCUUGAAUAUUUUUUGUCUUCUGAACUUCCUUUGCUUAGAUUUUUUUUUGA
Molecule: messenger RNA, 1918 nt
Organism: Papaver somniferum (opium poppy)
Lineage: Eukaryota; Viridiplantae; Streptophyta; Magnoliopsida; Ranunculales; Papaveraceae
Exons: 2
Coding region: 383-961 (192 amino acids)
Source: RefSeq, a predicted model, not a curated record